Molecule: messenger RNA, 567 nt
Organism: Theileria annulata
Lineage: Eukaryota; Apicomplexa; Aconoidasida; Piroplasmida; Theileriidae
Product: prefoldin subunit 3, putative
Exons: 6
Coding region: 1-567 (188 amino acids)
Biological process (GO): tubulin complex assembly; microtubule-based process; protein folding
Cellular component (GO): prefoldin complex; cytoplasm
Molecular function (GO): tubulin binding
Source: RefSeq, a predicted model, not a curated record
AUGAAUUAUUCUGAUUUUAUAUCUAAUGAUGCUAGUAACAGUAACGUCCCCGAAGCAAAAUAUAUUGACAAUAUUGAGAAGUUUGUAGGGGACCGUAACUCUGCUGAGUUAACUCAAGUCGCAAAAGAACUUUUAGCAAAAUAUCGUUUUAUGGAGAAAAACUCUAUGUCCAAAAUUGGAUUAAUAAAGGAUAAGUUACCUGAAUUAAAGGACGCUAUUAAUACACUUGAGAAGCUAAAGAAAAAGAAGGAAUCUGGUGAUAAGUCUGAUAUUAUAACAUAUUUUAAGAUUUCUGAUACUUUAUACUCUGAGGCUAGGAUUCCAUAUACAGAAUCAGCAUUUCUUUGGCUUGGUGCCAAUACUAUGGUUGAAUAUCCCAUUGAUGAUGCUAUUAAAUUACUUACUGAUCAACAUGAUGGAAUUGAACUAUUAAUAGAUUCAAUUAAUCUUGAACUUGACUGGAUAAAGAGGCAGAUAACUUGCACAGAAAUAACUGUGGCCAGACUACACAAUUAUACAGUAAUGAAGAAUGCAGCUAAUCAGCCAAAGUCGGAAAAUGUAAAAUAA